AUGUUUCCAUCCGCUCGCUCCGCGGCCAUUGCGCUGUUGGCACUAGCCGCGCCUUCUCUCGCUCAAGUCCCAUCUGAGCCUGCGGGCCUCAAGGUGCUCGAGUCGCGCUUCGGAGAUGGUGUGAAGAUUACUUACAAAGAGAACAAGCUUUGUGAGACUAUACCAGACGUCAAAUCAUAUUCCGGUUAUGUCUACCUACCCCCCGGAACCGCCGACUUGGGUCAGGGACAGGAUUAUCCUAUCAAUACCUUCUUUUGGUUUUUUGAAGCCCGUGACGAUCCGGCCAAUGCACCACUUACAAUCUGGUUGAACGGUGGACCGGGUUCGUCCUCAAUGUAUGGAUUGCUCGAGGAAAAUGGGCCGUGCUACGCAAACCCAGACUCAAACUCAACGAGACCAGCUGAAUGGAGCUGGAACAGAGCAUCGAACAUGCUCUAUCUCGAUCAACCCGUGCAGGUUGGCUUUUCAUACGACACUUUGACAAAUGUCACCAGAAACCUUGCUACGGGACAGGUCACGGUGUUGAAUGACACCACACCUCUCCCUGAACAAAACACUACUUUUCUUACAGGCACCUAUCCUAGCCGUAACCCCAACACCACAUUUUUCGGUAGCGUCAAUGGCGCCGUGGCAGCGUGGGAGUUUGCGCAGGCUUGGUUCCAAGAGUUUCCUCACAUUGUGCCCAAUGACACUCGCAUUAGUCUCGCAGCCCAGUCGUACGGUGGACGCUAUGGACCCGCUAUGAUGUCUUUCUGGGAGGAACAAAAUCAGAAGAUUGAGAAUGGCACUCUCAAGGAAGGCUACGUUAUGCACUUGGAUACCCUGCUUCUUAUUUCCGGCUGCAUCGACCGCUACAUCCAGUUUCCCUACUAUCCUCAACAGGCUUACAAAGGCAACGGAUAUGGAUUUGAAGCCGUCAACGAGACGAUCUACAAUGGCAUGGUAGCUGCUGUCCCAGAGUGUCUAGAGAGGAUUCAAAACUGCCGCGAUGCCGCUGCUGUGUCUGAUCCGGAAAACCUAGGCAUCGACGCUGGUGUCAAUCGCAUUUGCGAGGGUGCAGAAACCUUUUGCCGUAACAAUAUCGUCACCCCCUACAACAACUAUGCUGGGCGCGACUACUACGAUAUUUCCACGCCAUCACCUCCACCCUUCCCACCGCCAUUCCACGAGGGCUAUCUGAACCGCGAGUGGGUCCAGGCGGAGCUCGGUGUGCCUCUCAACUGGACGGGUAGCUCCCCGCAGGCUUCAACCGCCUACCGUGCCAUUGGCGACUACCCGCGUGACGGAUGGAUUGAGGAUCUCGGCUUCCUUCUUGACAACGGGAUCAAGGUAUCACUAGUGUAUGGAGAUCUCGACUUCGCCUGCCCCUGGGGCGGUGGCGAUGCUGUGGCCAAAGCAAUCAACUGGACAGGGUCUGCCGGGUAUGCAUCUGCACAGUACGCCGAGAUUCAGACAAACGACUCAUACGUCGGCGGUCUCGUCCGCCAAUACGGAAACUUGAGUUACAUCCGCACCUACCAAGCCGGCCACGCCAUUCCUGCAUACCAGCCCGAGACGGCUUUCAAGAUCUUCACGCGUGCCUUAUUCAACCUUGAUAUUGCUACCGGCACCGAGUCGACUGCCGGCACGGAUGAUGAGAGCACGUACAUGAGCACAGGACGGCCCGAUCCAAAUGUGCAGUUUGAGGCGUAUACAUCCGAAAGGCUAACGUUUUGCUAUACUUGGGAUCUCGGCUCCUGCACUGAGGAUCAGGUCGAUGCAGUGUUGGAUGGAUCCGCCGAGAUUUGCCAGUACCUGGUUGUGGAUGCAAACUCGACGCAAUUGUUUCCCGAGGUGAUUGCUGGAUGCCGCGGCGGCAACGCUAGUAUCUCUGGCAUUCAUUAUUAA
This is a messenger RNA of Bipolaris zeicola 26-R-13, 1887 nucleotides long. RefSeq lists its product as uncharacterized. The transcript has 5 exons. NCBI's taxonomy places the organism in Eukaryota, Fungi, Ascomycota, Dothideomycetes, Pleosporales, Pleosporaceae. The record is from RefSeq and is a predicted model, not a curated record. Gene Ontology annotation, cellular component: fungal-type vacuole. Gene Ontology annotation, molecular function: serine-type carboxypeptidase activity. Bases 1 to 1887 code for a protein of 628 amino acids. Gene Ontology annotation, biological process: proteolysis.